Messenger RNA from Phycomyces blakesleeanus NRRL 1555(-), 1083 nucleotides. RefSeq lists its product as hypothetical. Bases 1 to 1083 code for a protein of 360 amino acids. Lineage: Eukaryota; Fungi; Mucoromycota; Mucoromycetes; Mucorales; Phycomycetaceae. The record is from RefSeq and is a predicted model, not a curated record. The transcript has 2 exons. Gene Ontology annotation, molecular function: protein binding.
AUGACAACCCUCAAGACAAUCAACAUCAUUCAGGACCAUCCUGCUAAAAACAUUUUAAAUACCUGUUUGUUAUCUCCUCCUCUGACACCCACCGAGCCAAAGGCUGUCUAUUCUUCACCAUGGCAACCAUGUUCUCAUAUCCACUCCUGCAAGCCGCCAGGGAUCAAUUCCACAAAUACCCAAGCCCUGGUUGCACCUUUUGGCGACAGAAGAAAGCAAUUUGUUCAGGAUUAUUCCCGCAUGAUUGACUGCUUGAGAACAACACCAAAAUCAACAAAAAGAGCAACAAUUGAUCUCAAAAAGUCAGAUCGAUUUGAAAGCAAGUGUAGGCAUGAUCAAGUUUUUUCUCUGGAUGUCUAUGGAUCCUUGGCUUCUAGUCUUGGCAAAAAGAUCAAGGCCACUUCAACAUUUGGCUCUAAAUCCUCAAGCUCGAACGAAAUCAGAAUUAAUUCCAUGGCUGCAAUAAUGACCGACAACAGUACAGGCGGCAAGAGAAACGGAGGUCGUUCCUGUGGCAUGUUGGACAAAGACGCUGUGCAUCCUGCCCUAAAGAGAAAGCACUCAAUGUCCGACAAACCCGCCACUAAAAAGAAGACGAGUCGUGUUUCAAGGGCCAAGCCGAACCUAUCCAGCCUCCCAGUGGCUUCAAAUGAAAGUCUGCCGAGCCCAGCAUUGACUAGGAAAGAGAAGCUUGACCUUGCAGCCGUCUUUGAUACAGUGGACAUUGAUAUCGAAGAUGAUGUUUAUUUCCCGUCGUCAUGGAUACCGCAACCCGAGGCUUUGGAUCACAUUCAGGUCAAGGUGUCCUGGAAAGGUGCCUCACUCCAAAUCACUAAUCAGCCUUACUUUCAUCGCCUGCAUCCAGUCGAAGCUCGAAUUGCGUCUACUCUUCGCCUAAGCCCAAUUCAGUACAUUCGCUGUAAACGUGUUCUUAUUAGAGCUGCACAAGACUAUGGUGAGAAAGACACACCGUUUCGAAAGUCAGAUGCCCAAAAGUUGUGCCGUGUUGAUGUCAACAAGACAAGUGCCCUCUGGACAGCCUUUGGCCAAUUGGGCUGGAUGGGACAACGAUGGCCCAACUAA